AUGCCUGCUUCAGAACUCGAUUCAAGCAACAAUUCCAAGAGAACCGCCGUGCUAGCAUCAGUGGCCGUGAUUUCCUUCCUUGUUCUUUUGGGUGUAAUCAGUUGGUUUGCUUUCCGUAAGAAGACUGCAAUCCGUAGAAGAGCUUUGGCAUAUCAGGCCAAUCGGGGACAUGAUAAUCCAAACCAAGAUAUCAAUCAAACCAUUGGAGAUGAAACUCUGGAGUUACCUUUAUUCAGUUUUGUCACAAUUUCAACUGCAACUAAUGAAUUUUCAUUAACCAAUAAAAUUGGGCAAGGUGGUUUCGGCCCCGUUUACAAGGGUGUCCUCCCAACGGGAAAGGAAAUAGCUGUUAAAAGACUUUCCGAAGAUUCUGGACAAGGCCUUAAAGAGUUCAAGAAUGAAGAGUUUGGACUUGUUCAUUUUCAAUCAAACAAAAGAUACAACUCUAAGUUGGCAGAGGCGUUUUGA
Fraxinus pennsylvanica is the source of this 468-nucleotide messenger RNA. NCBI's taxonomy places the organism in Eukaryota, Viridiplantae, Streptophyta, Magnoliopsida, Lamiales, Oleaceae. The record is from the annotation of a GenBank genome assembly.